UGUAUCUUGUCUCAGCACGUUCCGUUAUAACCGCGCUCUCAUAAUACACCACUUGGGGGCGCUGUCAUCAUUUACAUGACGUCACACAACCACAGCACUGUACUUAAAGGACGCUUUCUGUCGUUUUCUUACACUCCACUUUGAGCCAACAGUCAUGUUAAAGAUGGAUUCUUAUGGUUCCUUUGCGUCGAUUUGCAUGAUUUAGGGAUACUAAUGGUCAACCUGCAAAAAAAAAAGGUGCAUGGUAAUUACCAGUGACGUCAGCACUAAAUACAGUUUGCGUCGCUAAUGUAAUUGCAAAGGGGCGUUAGUUAGCAUCGCGCUAACAUGAGCAUGACAAGUACAGGUGACGAAAUGGUGCAAAGAACCAGCGUUCGCACUUAGGGAAGAAAGCUUAGAGUGACUGUGAGGGUGAGCAUUUUUCCCAAGGCUAACACAGGUGCUCCUCGGUUUGUUACUCCGGUGCCCUCCGCUCAUUCGCUCCUCCAAGCGGCCCGGAUGUGGCGCACAGGAGUAGAGCAGCUCCCGGAGACCCAACAUGGCGCCACUGGCUCAAACGUAACGUUACCCGCCGCUGCUCUCCCCGCAUUCGAAUAGAAGAGAACCGGACAAAGCGACGGGACAUGUAAGCUCUUCUACCCCGGCGACGAACAGGUUCGUCAAGCCGUCAAAUCGGAAGCAGCGGAGGGCGGCCACCGGAGCAAAGCGCAGCCGGAGUACUAACAGCCAGUGGCCUUGGAGUGCCCUUUGAAGGUUUGUCAGGGUUGUCCAGCAUGUUCGGUAAGAAGAAGAAACGGCUGGAGAUCUCGGCCCCGUCCAACUUUGAGCACAGGGUCCACACGGGCUUCGAUCCGCGGGAGCAGAAGUUUACGGGGCUGCCGCAGCAAUGGCAGAGCCUCUUAGCCGACACCGCCAACCGACCUAAGCCCAUGGUGGACCCCUCCUACAUCACUCCCAUUCAGCUUGCACCUAUGAAGAUAUCUCCCAAGAAGGUCCGGCCGUCCGAAACGCCCAAAACCAUUGUGAGGGGAAACCGGCCCCCCAAAGAUGCGUCCAUCAACGGCCUGCUGGAGGAGUUUGACAACAUCUCAGUGACGCGCUCCAAUUCACUGCGCAAGGAGAGCCCGCCGGGCGCUCACCAAGCGGGCGCCGGCUCCAGGCCUCUGCCGGGCGCUCGUCCCGGCGGCCCCGAGGAAAACGGCUUUGGCCACUACUACUCGCGCUACUCUUGCGAUUUAGAUGCCUCCGGCAGCCGGGAUUACGCUCCGGACAAGCCGGGCUUCUCGGCUGACGGCGAAUGGGCCCUGGGACGGCAUUACCGCUUUACCAAACACAACGGCCACUCGCACCACAUCCGCAGCCCCUUCUACCCGGACGCCAUGCCCCAAAAGUCAGACUACGGCAAGCUGCCGCCGGACUACCACACCUACCUGGAGAGCAAGGGGCGCUCCACGGACGAGGUGGCCUCCACGGUGGGGAGCGGCGUGGGCUCCAGUGGCUAUUACCGGGCCUCUGUGGGCGGCUCGUCCAGCCAGGACUACCGGGACACGUCGGUGGGAACACCGUCCCGCGCCUCCCUUCACAGCGAGCAGAUCAACUACCCGGACAGCGAGUGGAGUUACGGUGCCGUGCGGGAAGACUACGACAAGAGACCGAAGAGCUCGUAUGUGAUGCAGACCAGUCCCACGCCGGCCAUCAGGCAGAGGUCCCGCUCGGGCUCCGGGCUCCAGGAACCCAAUGUCCCCUAUGCGGCCGGCGGACCCUUCAAGAACCCCGCUCAGGCCCACUCCUACAGCUCCUACACGUACCCGCGCUUGUCCGAGAGCCUCGGUGCCUCUCAGACCAUCAACAAGGGUGACUAUGAGCGUACGUCGCGGGACGCCAGCCCCCACGCCACGGUCGGCGACACCUACCCCCGCGGACCCCUCAAGCUACCUCAGAACCACGCCAAGCCCCCCGGCUACCCGCCCGUGCACCUGCCGUACCCGCCCGUUUUUCACCACUACAAGCCGUCACCCUAUCACCACCCACCCUCCCAGCCCAGCCCACCGUACACGCCGCAGGGGGCAUACUCGCAGCCGUCGUCGCCCUACAUCCCCCCGGGGGCGUACCCUCCCCCUUCAUGGGGGUCCAGCUCCGACACUCAGCCCUCCAGGGUGUCUCACGAGCAGUUCCGAGCCGCUCUGCAACUCGUUGUCAAUCCAGGCGACCCCCGCGAGUACCUGGACAGCUUCAUCAAGAUCGGCGAGGGCUCCACGGGCAUCGUGUGCAUCGCCAGCGAGAAGCACAGCGGAAAGCAGGUGGCCGUCAAGAAGAUGGACCUGAGGAAGCAGCAGAGGAGGGAGCUGCUCUUCAACGAGGUGGUGAUCAUGAGGGACUAUCACCACGAGAACGUAGUUGACAUGUACAAUAGCUACUUGGUGGGAGACGAGCUGUGGGUGGUCAUGGAGUUCCUGGAGGGAGGGGCGCUCACCGACAUCGUCACACACACCAGGAUGAACGAGGAGCAGAUCGCCACGGUGUGCUUGUCGGUGCUGCGGGCCCUGUGCUACCUUCACACGCAAGGCGUCAUCCACCGGGACAUCAAAAGCGACUCCAUCCUGCUCACCAGUGACGGACGGAUCAAGCUGUCCGACUUUGGCUUCUGUGCCCAAGUAUCCAAAGAAGUGCCCAAGAGGAAAUCGCUGGUGGGGACGCCGUAUUGGAUGGCGCCGGAAGUCAUCUCCAGACUGCCUUAUGGGACAGAGGUGGACGUGUGGUCGCUGGGCAUCAUGGUGAUUGAAAUGGUGGACGGUGAGCCCCCCUACUUCAAUGAGCCCCCCCUGCAAGCCAUGAGGAGGAUACGGGACAACCUGCCACCGCGGCUAAAAGAGUUACACAAGGUCUCGUCGGUGCUGCGCUCCUUCCUGGACCUGAUGCUAGUGCGCGAGCCUUCCCAGCGAGCCACCGCGCAGGAGCUCCUCCAGCAUCCCUUCCUCAAACUAUCGGGACCGCCGUCCUGUAUAGUGCCCCUCAUGAGACACUAUCGCCACCGCUGAGCAGACACACGCACACACACUUCUGUGGUUACUGCCCGCCCACAUCUUGUCAACACUCUUGUGACCAUAACGUAGAUUAGCUAACCGACACACACGGAACCCACUACUACGAAGAGACUCUGAAGUGGACUCCGGGUGUUUUAGUUCGUCACCUUAGAGGACCUGAGUGGACCCCCGAGAGUGUGGGCAGCGCUGCAGAGAAGCCGUGCGCGGGUGGAGCAGCCACCCACGCUCCCGCUGCACAUGUAUUUUAAGAGCAACUUGUAAGAUUGAGUGUACAGUUUUGAUAACUUUGAGUAUUUGAUGGUGUGGUCGCCAUUGUGAUAUGAGCAGUAUUCAAUAGACUUUCCUACUCUUUAUAAUACACUUUUUCAUUAAGAAAUACACACACACAAAUACAAAACACAGAAACACACACACAAUAUUUCAAAUAUCCCACUUGAACCCAACUGCUACUAAAAAAAAAAAGCUACUACAUAUAUUUAUUAUUACUAUUAUCUAUCUUUGUAGACAGAACCAUUAAACGUUGGGCAAAAAAGGGUAAUGUUAGACGUUUUCUAAGAGCUUUUUAAAGUAUUUAUUUAUUUAUUGCAAUUCAUUUUUGUCUAGUGUGGCCUUCUGUUCUCGCUCAAUUUAUUUUUUAAAUUAUUUAAUGAAAAAGAAAAGCGACGGUUAACAGGGAUCUACUCAAAUACACUCAAAUGCAAUGAAACGACUUCACUUUGUGUUUUUGUGUCAAUACAAUAAAAUAUACAUUACAAAUUGAAUACGGUCAAUUUCAAAUAGGGUUAGAAAACACUUUAUACUGGUCCAUAAUUUGUAAAAAAAUAACAGUGGGGGUUAACUAGUAUAUAACAAAUAUUCACCCAAUAGUGACAAUAUUUAAUGUAUAUUUUUAUGUCAGUAAAACAUACUUUCCAAAUAAAGAGGACAUAUAAAUAAACAUUUCAACUAUACAUCUUGUAACAAAUAAAUUUAAUAUAAGAGGUAUAUGACAAAUACCUAAAAUAAAAACCUUGUAAUUGAAAUGAUACAUUGGCUUUAAGUCAAGUCAGCAUUUUAUGAUUUGAGUGUAUCUUUAGCAAUUGCAGGGAGCCAAUGAAGCCGGUGGAUGUCCGCUACUGUAAUAAUUUGCACUCAUUGUAGCACACACUGAGGGAAUCAAUUAGAAACACAAAGUAAAGAUAAAUAAAUGAAUAAAUGGUUCAUCGUCCAUGUCAUGAAAUCACCUGGAAUACACCAGUGUAAAAGCGGCUGACAUCCAUUUUGACCCAUCAGUCACUGUGAUGUAAAUACGAAUGCGUGUGCGUGCGUGUUUGUUGUACAGUGUCACAGCAUGUCUGUGAAGAUGCUUUCAAUUAAAACAAACUUCCAUAAGA
Molecule: messenger RNA, 4417 nt
Organism: Syngnathus typhle (broad-nosed pipefish)
Lineage: Eukaryota; Metazoa; Chordata; Actinopteri; Syngnathiformes; Syngnathidae
Gene: pak5
Product: p21 protein (Cdc42/Rac)-activated kinase 5
Exons: 13
Coding region: 774-3038 (754 amino acids)
Biological process (GO): apoptotic process; protein phosphorylation; cytoskeleton organization
Cellular component (GO): cytoplasm
Molecular function (GO): protein serine/threonine kinase activity; ATP binding
Source: RefSeq, a predicted model, not a curated record